AUGGCAGACGACCAACAAAGGAACCAGUUACUUUCGCGAAGAGAUACGCUGCUCACUUCUCUGGGUCGGGCAGAGGUUUUUGCCGAAGAGUACGUUGCUGCGAGGGACGAAUCGCAGGUACCUUUGAGGCUGGAGUACAUCACCAGCGUUUGGAACAAUUUGGAGUCAGUUCAAGCGCAACUGGAGGACAACGAAACAGAUCAAGAGGGUAAGGCGGAGCAUGCUGCUGUGCGCGCUAAUUUUGAGCCACGGCUUUUUCAAAUAAAGGCAUCUUUACUUUCUAUGCUGACUCCUCUUCCUAACGAUCGUAGCCCUCAACCCUCGCGUGUUUCCUCCACUCUCUCCGGCAUCAAACUGCCAACAAUUUCGUUGCCUGAAUUCGAUGGCGACUACAUGCAAUGGCUUCCGUUUCACGAUACCUUUUUGGCGUUGAUUCAUUCCAACUCUGAUGUUCCGGAUAUUCAGAAGUUUCACUAUUUAAAGGCAGCUGUCAAGGGGGAAGCUGCUCAGUUGAUAGAAUCGAUUGGCAUUAGCUCCGCAAAUUAUUUAUUGGCUUGGCAAACGUUGGAAAGCAGGUAUUCCAACGAUUAUUUACUGAAAAAGCGUCACCUACAGGCACUAUUCGAUGUUCCGAAGAUGAAGAACGAGUCCGCUGCGGCACUUCACGGGUUGGUGGACGAAUUUGAACGCCAUACCAAAACUCUUCGACAACUGGGAGAACCAACCGAGCACUGGAGCACGAUUUUGGAGCAUCUUCUUUGUACCCGCUUGCACGACGAUACAGUGAAGGCAUGGGAGGAUCAUGCGUCGACCGUCAGCAAUCCGGAUUACAAUUGUCUCAUCGAUUUUCUUCAGCGCAGAACACGAGUUUUGGAAUCCAUCUCAGUGAAUCAUCGAACACCCGAUACGCAGUCUACUGCCGCUUUAUCAGCUCAGCCGUCGAAGAGAUCCUAA
Malaya genurostris is the source of this 954-nucleotide messenger RNA. RefSeq lists its product as uncharacterized. The coding region runs from base 1 to 954 and encodes 317 amino acids. The transcript is spliced from 2 exons. The record is from RefSeq and is a predicted model, not a curated record. NCBI's taxonomy places the organism in Eukaryota, Metazoa, Arthropoda, Insecta, Diptera, Culicidae.